Caenorhabditis elegans is the source of this 479-nucleotide messenger RNA. NCBI's taxonomy places the organism in Eukaryota, Metazoa, Nematoda, Chromadorea, Rhabditida, Rhabditidae. The record is from the annotation of a RefSeq genome assembly.
AUGCUGCUUAUUUUGCUGCUUUAUUAUGUGAAUGGGGUCGGUGCUUGCAUUCCAACGCAGGAAGUUGAACCAAUAGAUGAAGCUUUGACGACAACAACGACAAUUGCUGCAAGGAUGAACUAUAAUAAUUAUUCGUUAUGAAUAAGUUGUAGCAACCACCACUACAACAACUACAACAACUACAACAACUACAGCACCGCCUACUUGUUCAACAUGCGCCCCAGUCUACAAUACCGGUUGCUACGGCUACAAUAUUCCAACCCCGGCGAUGUGGUGUGCCAUUGGAGAUCAACAUUCACAUGCCCAACGGGAUCAUUAUCCUAUUUUGAUACUGGUUCAGGAUAUGGUGAUAUGAUGGGAGACGGUGGAGGUAUGGCUCCUGUAACAAUAACAUGUGACGAAACCAUUGGAACCUGGUCUGUCAGUAUUUCUUAUUCCGCAACGGAUUUUAUUCUUGUUACUUGUAGAAAUAUGUAGUU